Glycine soja is the source of this 399-nucleotide messenger RNA. RefSeq lists its product as uncharacterized. The transcript is spliced from 2 exons. The coding region runs from base 1 to 399 and encodes 132 amino acids. The record is from RefSeq and is a predicted model, not a curated record. Lineage: Eukaryota; Viridiplantae; Streptophyta; Magnoliopsida; Fabales; Fabaceae.
AUGUGUCCUCCUCCAGCAAAGGUUAACACAAAAGGUGCACCAAAGAAACCGAUGAACAGAAACUCAAGGUCAACAAAGUGCGAUCCAUCUUAUUGGGAGUAUGUAGAUGCUUUUCAUUCUAUGCAAAAUAGCAAUUCGUCAGUGAGGCAUAAUGCAUCAUCUUCUGAGCAGCCCAAUCCAAGAAGGAUUAUGCCUAUGUUGGAUCAAUUUCAACCAUUUAUCCACGACUUCAUUCAUAACAUUGUUGAUGUCAAAGCUGAUGAAAACUAUGGAUAUCGGUCGGUUGCCGGUUUAUUAGGUAUGGGUGAAGACUCUUGGUCGGUGGUCCGCAACCAUCUGCUUAAAGAACUUGACAAAUUCUCAGAAGACUAUAUCAAGCUCUUUGGUGACUUUGGAUAA